AUGGCUCCCUAUGAGGCUCUUUAUGGGCGAAGGUGUAGAUCGCCUAUUGGUUGGUUUGAUAUUGGUGAAGCUGAAUUGAUUGGGCCAAACUUUGUUCAUCAAGCCAUGGAGAAAGUGAAGAUUAUUCUGGAAAGGCUAAAAACAAUGCAAAGUCAAUUAGCAGUAGUUCACCCGGUGUUCCAUGUAUCCAUGUUAAAGAAGUGUUUGGGUGAUCCUUCAUUUAUUGUAGCUACUGAAAAUAUUGGUAUUAAGGACAACUUACCUUAUGAGGAGAUGCCUGUUCAGAUUCUUGAUCGUCAGAUACAGGUGUUCAGGGUCAUCGACAUGUGCUUUGUUGAUACCAUUUACACUCCAGUUCAUUUUGGUGAGCCUUUUUGCUCUUCAGAGGGAUUCACAUUCCCAUUUUGA
Messenger RNA from Solanum verrucosum, 408 nucleotides. RefSeq lists its product as uncharacterized. NCBI's taxonomy places the organism in Eukaryota, Viridiplantae, Streptophyta, Magnoliopsida, Solanales, Solanaceae. The transcript has 4 exons. The record is from RefSeq and is a predicted model, not a curated record. The coding region runs from base 1 to 408 and encodes 135 amino acids.